Molecule: messenger RNA, 2511 nt
Organism: Colletotrichum siamense
Lineage: Eukaryota; Fungi; Ascomycota; Sordariomycetes; Glomerellales; Glomerellaceae
Gene: BOA4-0
Product: Cytochrome P450 monooxygenase BOA4
Exons: 9
Coding region: 1-2511 (836 amino acids)
Molecular function (GO): iron ion binding; heme binding; monooxygenase activity
Source: RefSeq, a predicted model, not a curated record
AUGGCUUCAGAUCGCGGAAUCCCAAAGAUCACAAGCUCAAAGUCUUGGUUUGCAAGCAGGCAGGACUUCGCUGCGCAUGGCGUCGAGAUCAUCGAGAAAGGUUUCAAACAGGCAAAGAGCGGCGUGUUUCGAGUCACAGCUUUGGAUGGGUCAGAUUUGGUGCUCUUGGCACCCGAACAUUGGUUGGCGAUAUGCAAGAAGAAGGAUGAAGAAGUUGCACCCGCUCGCAAAGAGUUCUUUCUCUGCGAUUUGCAUGGUGCCCCUUUCGAAGAGCCAUAUCUGUAUCGUUAUCUAGCUUCCCGCAUGCCGGGUUUUGAUAAACACCUGGAGGUCAUCUCCGAGGCUUUAGAUGAGGGAAUCGCGAGCGUUCUCAGUGAGGGCUUCGACUACUCUCACGGUGACAGCAGGCCUGUUAUCAUGCAGCCGCAAAUCUUACACGUAUAUUCUCAUGUAAUAUGGCGGGUCAUCCUUGGCAACAACUUCAGUCCCGAGGUGGUGGACAUUUUUGAAAGCUAUUCAGCAACACUCAUUCCCGUCAUGAAGGCUCUCAAGGCUCAGCGACCCAUCAUAGCUCGAAUUACCGCGGCGUUUUCAAGUGAUGUUCGUAAGGUCAAUGCUCAGCUGGAGAGGGUGACAGCUUUCUUCACCCCCCUCUUCGAGCAGUGUGCCCAAGCCUUGGAGCAAGGCUUGGACAUGAGUUCAGUCAACAACGAUUGGCUGGAAGAAUUGGUUCGCAUGGCACCCGAAGAAAAAAGGCGUGACUACAAGUACCUCACCAACGUCUUAAUCGGCUUUGCUUUCACCUUCGUGUUUUCUCCGGGACCGUCGACGACGCAGAUUGUGUAUGAGUUUGCGUUCCGUCCUGACUACACUAAACUUGUGCUCGAGGAGGCAAACCAAGUUUUGGGAGAACAGGUGGAUAUCUGGCACUUUACACGGGAUAGUCUCAGGAGGCUGUCGUUGCUGGACAGCUUUUGCAAAGAGACACACAAACACCACCCGACGGCUGCAUCCAACCUCAUGAAAAAGAUUCACAAGACGCAAACGCUUCCGAAUGGAGUUGUUCUUCCUGCGGGGACAAUUUUCGAAGUUGUCAUGACGGCAGCACAUUUGUCCAACCCCGGUUUCGACAACCCAGCCAAAUGGAACGGGCGGCGAUACCACGAGCUGCGGCAACAGAUGUCUAAUGGUCUUGGCGCCAACAAGUAUGACUGGGGCACAGCAACCAGGGACGAUGUCAACUUUGGUGAGCAACUCGCCCUUUUCCUCCUCCCUUCCAUCGAGGUUGUCCAAAUUCCCAAGAAUUCCCAACGUGGCCACCCAACCCCCAAGCUUGUAUGGCCAAAAGCCUGUAUGCCCGUCUACCCGGAUCCGUUACGCUCUCUUGCCAGCUUGAUCGAAACACCGAGCGCCGACAUGGAGUCGCUGCAGGCGUCGCUGUGCGAUCGCGCCAGCAAGGAUCCUCAAUCUUCAACCAACUACUUCAUCAAACUCCCCAAUGAGCUUGUCCUCGAAAUCACCAACCUCUGCCAGGCGCGCAAAGCUCUCUCCCGUGUCAAUAAACAGCUUCGCUCGUUGACGAUUCCCUACAUCUUCCGGCGGAUGAGAAAGUGGGUCAACGAGGACAGGCUUUUUGACAGCCUUCAGGUCAUCGAGAAGAACCCUACCAUCCUGUCUGCCGUCCAACAUUUCUCUCUUUCAUCCGACGGCCCCAACAGACCUGCAUCCCGCUGGGACUUUCUUGACUCCGCCAGUGGUCCCUGUCCUGCAGCAGCCCCUGCUCUGUUGGCAACCGUUCUGCACAAGAUGAUUAACCUCGAGGAGCUCUCACUCAGACUCUGCUACGGCAACAAGACUCUAUCAGGCCCUCUUCGCAAGGAACUUCUCAACAAGAACAUCGUCUUAGCAUCCAUCCGAAUCUUGACCUUUGGCAACACAUCUACCAUGAACUUCGUCCCCAGCACUUUCAUCAAUUUACGUGUGCUCAGUGUCACCGUCAAGACAUCUCCCAAGAAGACGUCUGGACUGCAAGGCGCCUCGACGAAAUUGCAGCUAGAGGUCCUCGAGCUCAAGCAGGACAAUUGGACGACUGAAGACGUUGAGGAAAUUUUCGAACUCUUCCCUCAAGUCUCGAAGCUUCUCGUUGAUGGCGAGCUGAAGAACACCAGAGUCUCAACGCUCAUCCCCAUAUUCAAGCAAUUCAACAAUAUGCGAUAUCUUGCUCUGACCACUGUUCCCAAAGUCUAUCCCCGUCCAGGUCUUUUCGACGACAGACUCCUCGAUGAGAUUGAUGAUCUUCGUGAGACACAUCCUCUCAAGGAGGAUCUGGUAAUCAAUGCUGUGGAGCUUUUCCAGCAAUGCCAGCAACUAGAGACAGUAUGCUUGAAGGAUGUUUUCGACGGACACGUCUUCCUGCCCACCAGAAAUGGUAAAGAGAUUACUGUCGAUGACACCGUCUUCACCAAUGAGGAUGGGUUUACAUUCGGUUGGCCGACUCUUUCGACUAUGUAG